Molecule: messenger RNA, 861 nt
Organism: Alternaria atra
Lineage: Eukaryota; Fungi; Ascomycota; Dothideomycetes; Pleosporales; Pleosporaceae
Exons: 2
Coding region: 1-861 (286 amino acids)
Biological process (GO): nucleotide metabolic process
Molecular function (GO): ATP:ADP adenylyltransferase activity; ATP binding
Source: RefSeq, a predicted model, not a curated record
AUGGACGACGUAACCGAGGCAUCGCUGACCGAAACAUUCGACACGCUCGUAUCAGAUGGCGUCAUUGUAUACGGGCCCAAUGAAUCUAUCAAACUGGAGGAUGAAGGCUACCCUAUGGAAUUCCGUAUCUGCCCAGCGCUAGCUACGAAACCUCACACGGUGGGCGCCACCAAUCAUGCCUUCGAUCAAUCACGAAAGUUGGGCCUAGGGAGCGACAUGUUCUGUCCAGACGAGCGACUCAUAGUCACUCCGCUCAACGGUACGCACGAGCUGGCACUGAAUCUCUUCUGUGUCGACAGACCGCAAAUACUUAUGACGACCUUGGACUCAUACAAGCGUCAGCACGAAGCCCUUGACGUAGACGACUUUGAGGUCAUGCUCCAGGUAUUACGAAAGCUCCCAAAUUUUUACGUCAUCUUCAACUGUGGAGAGAGAGGUGGAUGCAGUAGGGUACACAAGCAUCUCCAGGGCUUGAAGGGGCCACCAUAUGCUUUCAACUAUAUCAUCUCCACGCUCAAUGACCCAUCGAAGAAGGUACCCUAUCAGUUUUUCAUUCAUGAAUUCAGUCAUGGUUUCAAGAAUACUCCAGCCUCAACCGUUCUUGACGCCUAUCGUGUGCUGCUUGCGCAGUGUCGGUCACCUACGGGAACGGGCGGAGAGGAUACACCUCCGCACAACGUUGUCAUGUGGGCUGAUCGUCUUGUCGUUAUUCCACGUCGGAAAGGAACUACAAAAGGAGCAAGUGCGAACACUGGAGGCAUGUUGGGGAGUGUAUGGGUAAGCGGACAAGAGCAUGUAGACGAGUGGAAAAAGGUCGGUUACGCGAACGCAUUGAGGGAGCUGGGUGUCCCACGUCCAUGA